AUGUUGCGCAAAGAGCUCGACAUGCGGCUCACGGCGUACCUGCCCGCGGUCGUGCGUCGGCACCUCGAGCGCCAGGACUUGCUCCGCCCGCUGCCCAUGCCCACGACCCACCGCACGCGCGUCGUGAGUAUGUUUGCCGACGUCUCGGGCUUCACGUCCAUGACCGAGUCGCUCGCGGCGCGCGGGCCCGUUGGCGCCGAAGACCUCGCGAAGCACUUGAACUCGUACUUUGAGCAGCUCUUGCGCCUCGUGGCGAGUGCAGGCGGCGACGUGUUUAAGUUUGCCGGAGACGCCAUGCUGAUCUUCUGGCCCGAGAGCAAGGAAGACGCCAUGGACAGUCUAUUGCGUCGUGCGUUGCAGUGUGCGCUGCGCAUUCAGUCGCACUUGCACGCGGCCGAGCUCGCUCGUGGGGUCGUGCUGAGUGUGAAAGUGGGUGUGGGCAUCGGGGAAGCCACGAUCGCCCAUCUAGGCGGCGAGAGCGACGGCGCGACGGCUCGCAUUGAGUACGUUGCGGUGGGCCCGGCGCUCGAGCAGGCGUUCGACGCAGAGCACCAGGCAGAAGCAGGCGACGUGAUUUGCUCGAGCGAGUGCUGGAAGCGCGUGAGCGACUGUUUCGAUGGCGCGCCCGUUGCAGCAGCUACUUUAGGCGGUGAAACAGAGCCCGAGAAUGCGUUCUACAAGGUCACUGGCGUUCACAAACCAGUCAAGAUCUGCUCGAGGCGGCCGUCAUUCACGCGCCAUGAAGCACUGCUGCACGAGCGCAUGAAGCAGUACGUUUCCAGAGCUGUUUGGCCGUACCUCGAUGCCCACGACGAGUUCUGGGGCUCUGAGCUUCGUGACGUGACUGUAUUAUUUAUAAACCUUGGCUUCAGUGAGCAGGACUUGGCACAAAUGCUAGGAGCGAAAGAGCUCCAGCGGCUGCAACAUGCGUUUGCUUGCGUCCAGAAAUGCGUUUACGACUACGAAGGCACGAUCAACAAGUUUCUCGUGGACGACAAAGGUAGCACGGUCAUUGCUGCAUUCGGACUGCCACCUGUGACCCACGAGAAUGAUCCCAUUCGUGGCAUCUUAGCCUCGCUGGCGAUCUGUGCUGCGCUAGGCAACACUGGUCUGAAGGCUUCUGUGGGAAUCACAACGGGCACGGCCCUGUGUGGAGUUGUUGGUCACCAAGGGAAUCGGCGAGAGUACACUGUGCUCGGCGAUGUCGUAAACCUCUCGGCACGUCUAAUGCAACGUGCAAAGUCCGAAGGAGGUGGCGUCAUCACGGAUGCAUGCACAAAGAUCUAUGCUCAGGACGUGCUGCACUUCGAGAAGCGUCCCGAGAUUAUGGUCAAGGGCAAGAACGAAAGUAUCAAGAUACACCGACCGUAUCCACGUAUGUCGAUUUUGCUCGACUAUCAUCUUACUUCUGCCAUCAGACACUGUUGUCGCGGAAGUGAGAUCGCAUCCGCAGGUUCUGAAGCGGGGAUCAGUGGACGAAAAGGGCGCGCCCAUGCAUUGUCCAUCGUAAGUCGUGCUGCGCCAAUACCGAAUCUGAUGGAGAACAUGCACCGCGUACAAGUACGUGAUGCUCAGCGGCGAUUGUCGUUACGUGCAGACCAGCAGCGCUUGUCGGCAGCAGAGCUCGUUGAAAGUGAAAGCUAUGUAGGGGCCCGAACAGCAUUGAUGGAGAAAUGUUCGACUAUCAGCUUAUCUGCGCCAAGUGGAUCGUUCGUGCUUGAAGGUGACAUCGGUGUGGGUAAGACCGUGCUACUUCGAUCAGCCCUUGCCAGCCCCGAAGCUGGAGGGUACCAAGUGCUAGUUGGUACCGCUUGCCCGUUUGCAACGAAGAAGCCAUACGCAGUUUGGUCGGAGCUUAUCACCAGACGUGCUCAGGAAUUGGCUGAGAGUUUUCGUAAUGGCCACGUUUGUGCCAGCCAGUCUGAGCCCCAUUUCUCUCCGGACGUCGUCAUUCCUGUUGAUAGCUUGACUCCUGCUGCACAGGCACCGACCAGAGUUGAUGAGAUGGCACGCCGAAAGUGCGUGGCGCGAUUUGUGAGGCAGAAGAUUCGCGAGGGUGCUGCGCGAAACACGGCACUUGUCCGACUUGCGCCUGUACUGAACGCAAUCUUGGACACAGAUUUUGAUGCUUAUCCCGACACCGAUGAUGUCACUGGUGACGUGGAUGGCGUGGAAAUUGACAACAGAAGCUGUCGAACGUAUGAAGAGCCGUGCGAACACCGGUGUGAAGAGGCGGAAGCAAGCGAUAAGAGUCAGCAGCUGUGCCCAGUCAGGAAUGCGCAUGCCGAAAGUCCCAACAAAACACCAGAUUUGAAGGACGAGGAGAUCGCUUCAUGGUUUUUCAGUCUGCUGGAUACAGCAGUUGCCCGGGAUAAGGAGUCUGGACCGUCACCGGUUUGCUCAGUUCGUGCUGACACCAAUGCUGAGCCAGAUUGCCGCGACGACAAGCGUGAACGCGAGGGGAAGUCCUUCGAUCUGGAUAGCAGCGGUGUCCUUUUGCUGUGUGCGCUGUACGCCAUGUCGCGCAAACGAGCAACAGUUUUCUGUCUUGACAGUGCUACGUACAUGGACGCGAAAUCGUGGGUUUUGGUCGAGAUUAUCGCAAAGUACUUUACAAACUGCUUGGUUGUGGUUGGCACGCAACCGCCAAGCUUGGCUCGAGGUGAGCACACCGCAAGUGCUUCGUUUCGCAAGCAACUGCUUUCACUGAAGCAGAUGGAUUCUUCGACGUGUGUUUCGCUGGACACUUUUCGCAGCGAAGAGAUUGAGGUGCUGUCGCGACAGAUUCUGCAAGUGUCUUCUAUUCCAGGCAACCUCUUGGAAAUACUCGUGUCGCGGUCACAAGGGAACCCUCUUUUUUUACACGAAAUUAUUGCUGAGAUGCAGGAGCAACAAGUUAUCCGGGUGGACGAAAAGAAAGGCGUCCGCCGAUGCGAACUACAUGUCCAGGAACCUUGGGACGACAAGUCCAAGUCCGAGUUUUGUUUCGCCUGCCAUGCGAGCUUUUUGGGCUCGAAGAAGGACAGAGUCAAAGGAAAUGACAUUGACGUGGCUCUUGGCGAGGAAGCAGCAAGGAAGACUAGGCAGCGAUGUCAAUGCUGCGGAUACGUCUUUUGCGCAGAAUGUACUCCAAAAGCAUGCCAAGCGAAGCUUGUAGGAAAGUCGAGCGAACCUGUGCGACACUGUCGCACAUGUUACAAUAUUGCAUCGUCACGUCGGCCUAGUGGAUCGAGCCAAAGCAUCGGCGCUGCCAUAGGGGCUAUCGCAGACAAACGGAUACGGAAGAAAAGCCGGUUGCGGUCCAUUUUCCACUCCGGCAGCAGUGUCGAUCAAGCCCUGCCGUUGGUCACAUCACCAAACUCUCCCGCUGCGUCGAAAGCUCGGACGCUUAUGAACCGCGUCGCGCCCCAUCCUCCUCGAACCGUCAAGAGUGUGCUCACUACGAUGCUUGAUCGACUGACGGUCUCACAGCGUAUGCUCAUGAAGACCGCUAGUGCCAUUGGGCCCGUUUUUGACAAAGAGACCCUCCGCGGUACUUGUCCCAUCGAGGCGCACCUGUCCCGGUUCGCACAAGACCUCGAGGACCUGGAACAACUGGCCAUGAUUCGUCGAAUUGACACAUUCAUUGGGGGUGUGCCUGCGUCGUCCAGGCCGAUCGGUGGGGCGCUUCCUCCCAACAGUCGAGCAGCAUCGUCACCCAGUAGCCAUUUGAAAGUCAAGUUUGAGUUCUGCCACGGCUUCAUGUGUGGUGUCAUUCGCGACCAAAUGCUCCGGGGCCAGCUGGACAAAUUGAGCGCUCGUAUCGUUGAUCUCCGCGAACAGCAGCAGAAGCAGCUGCGCCACAAUUUUUUCUCCAAGGCAAAUGAGAGUUUGUCUCGUCCGCAGCAAUUGGUUAUCCCGGCUUCGGGCGAUGACAGCGAUGUUUGGCGAGCACAAACCCGUUCGGUUGAUGUGUGCAAGUCGCGAUCUCCAGUGUAUAGCGGCGGUGGGCGGCAACGUCUUCUCGUUUGUUGUAAUGUGCGCACGGGACACGAGCCGACCGGAUCACAAGAAGGCGCCAGCACGAGCAACACUGGUAUCGCGGCGUCUAGUCCAUUGCCCAAAUUGUCGACAACGCCGUUGCCUCAGAAAAGCGAGUGCGAAGAUGACUCUUCGCCAGUCAUCAGCCCGAGCAGCGCUUUCUCCACAUCUUCUUUCUCGUCCAGCAGCACACUUCACGCACUGCCGACGUUCAUGCGGUUGAAGUCAAGUUACGUGGUCGUCAAAAAGCACAGCAGUGUGUUUUCGCACCUGAAAUUGAAAGGACUCAAGAACACUCGGCAGUGGAAGUCGCGCUAUGCUGUGCUGCAAAACGCACGCUUGCAACUGCAGUACGAAGAAAGUGACCCGAUCGCAAACAUCUCGGCAAUCGCUGCCCCGCUCCAAGCAGCGAGUACGUCGCACGAAACAUCGCUCUCUCUCAAGGGCGCUAAGGUCAGUGCGUGCGACCCGGAGGUGGCUGGGAAAGCCAACUGCUUUCAAGUCGAGGUGUAUGAAUGGAGGAAGAAGGGAAAGGUGUUCAGCGACGAACGCCGUUUGUUUGUUAUUGGCGUCGAAGGCGCAGAAGAAGUUGGGAAUUGGAUCUACAUGAUCCGCUUUGCCAUCGAAUCGCUUGAAAACGACGUGCGAGUCCGCCCGGACGGCUGCUGGUAG
Molecule: messenger RNA, 4692 nt
Organism: Hyaloperonospora brassicae
Lineage: Eukaryota; Oomycota; Peronosporomycetes; Peronosporales; Peronosporaceae
Source: the annotation of a GenBank genome assembly